AUGGUCUUGAGCUCUAUCUUCGUCAACUCCCCUGAGUAUGAGGCCCGACGCCGCACGAUCUUCACGUUACCCAAGGUCACACUAGCAGAGAUACAUUCUGCAGUACCCAAACACCUGUUCGAAAAGUCAACCGCGACUGGCUUAUACUAUGUUCUGCGCUCUGUGACCUGGACCGUCGUCUUUUAUCGACUUGCACGCCUUAUACCCCUAGCAGCUAGCUACCUCGUCAGCUUGGGGGUUCACCCCUCGCUGGUCCAUGCCGCGCGCGCCAUGUUCUGGAUUGCAUACUGGUGGUGGCAGGGCGUUGCCUUUGCUGGUCUGUGGUGCUUGGGUCACGAAGCUGGUCAUGGAACGAUCUCGGAUAUUAACUGGGUGAACACUGCGAUAGGCUUUGUCCUUCAUACAUUCCUCCUGGUACCUUAUUACUCAUGGAGAGCGACCCAUCAUGCUCAUCACAAAACAGUUGGCUCGGUCGAACGCGAAGAGAACUAUGUUCCUCGGACCCGCUCUGAUUAUGCUCUGCCGGCUGAGAACAUUGCUCAUGUCACGGACUACCACGAUGUGUUCGAAGAAACGCCAAUCUACACCCUUGGACGCAUGGUCCUCAUGCAGUUGCUCGGCUGGCAAGCAUACCUGUGCUUCAAUACGCUGGGUUCACCCUCAUAUCCCGAGGGCACGAAUCACUUCUCUACGAGCUCGCCUCUAUUCAAGGACUAUCAGCGCCGCGGGGUGGCGAUCUCCAACCUCGGUCUUACCAUCAUGUCCUGCCUUCUCAUCGAAUACUCGCGCGCGGUAGGCGGGUGGGCCUUCUUCAAACUCUACUUCGUACCAUACCUCCUCGCGAACCAUUGGAUCGUGAUGCUCACGUUCUUGCAUCACACGGACCCGACCCUUCCUCACUAUCGCGAGAAGCAAUGGACGUGGCUGCGCGGCGCUCUCGCUACCGUUGACCGGCCGCUACUCGGUUGGGUUGGACGACACUUCCUACACAAUGUCAGCCACGAUCACGUCUCGCACCAUCUCUUCUCGACUAUCCCGUUCUAUAACCAGCCUCAGGUGACUGAGAUCCUAAAGGGUAUCCUGAAGAAGGACUACAACUACGACUCUACGAACUCAUUCAGAGCGCUGUGGAGGUCAUUCACAGAGUGCAUCUUCAUUGAGGACGAUGGAGACGUCGUCUUUUACAAGAACAGGUCAGGUGAAGCAGCCCGCGAGCACGCAGUCGAGCCUGUAUCGAAGUCGUCAAAGGGGAUAUGA
Molecule: messenger RNA, 1257 nt
Organism: Peniophora sp. CBMAI 1063
Lineage: Eukaryota; Fungi; Basidiomycota; Agaricomycetes; Russulales; Peniophoraceae
Source: the annotation of a GenBank genome assembly